Molecule: messenger RNA, 1505 nt
Organism: Ceratitis capitata (Mediterranean fruit fly)
Lineage: Eukaryota; Metazoa; Arthropoda; Insecta; Diptera; Tephritidae
Gene: Ctu2
Product: cytoplasmic tRNA 2-thiolation protein 2
Exons: 1
Coding region: 57-1340 (427 amino acids)
Biological process (GO): tRNA wobble position uridine thiolation
Cellular component (GO): cytosol
Molecular function (GO): tRNA binding; sulfurtransferase activity
Source: RefSeq, a predicted model, not a curated record
UUCGUCGGAAGAGUGCAAAUAUAAUUAAGUGAAAAAUUUCUAAACUCCUGAAUAAAAUGUGCAGCGUAGGCGAUGACGAGUCCGUUGACGAUGUGAUGAUAAAUGAGGCGGGAGAGGAUCAGUUUAGUGAGCCCAUAAGAAGCGGUGCUUGUCAUAAAUGUGGGCAAAAUGGAGAACUUUAUAAACUAGUUUUCCGCGAAGCGGAAUGUAAGAGCUGCUUUCUUAAUUAUGUUAAUCAUAAAUUUCGUGCCACAGUUGGAUCUUCGAAAGCUGUUCCAAGAGAUGCGGAGGUUCUUGUAGUAUACGAUGGUAGUGCCGAGUCUGUCGUAUUGUUGGAUAUGUUAAAAACGGCUAAGUCGGGAUCGAAUUUUAAGAAGCUACAUUGCCAUUUUAAAGUUAUAAUUGUCGACGAUUACGAGCUUCGUAACAAAGCAUUAAAUGCGCUCGAUUAUGAAACUUAUUUACAAGAAAUGAAGGAUACUAUGUUAAGCGAUAGUAAAACGGAAUGUUAUAUUACUAAUCUGAGGUCUGAUCCACAUCAAAUGCCAUAUAAUAUAAAAGAUAUUGAUCAUUACCUGGCUCGCAAAUUAGAUGAUGAAAACAUGUUUUCGAUAAUGUAUUCGAAUAUACGAACAUCAACAAACCGUAAAGAAUUCAUCAAAAUUUAUCUUAAAAAGUUGCUAGCAUCAAUGGCUCAGCACUUAAAAUGUAAUUAUGUUUUUAUACCCACUAUUAAUAUAAACAUAGCAGCUGAUUUUCUGUCCUCUAUUGCCCUUGGUCGUGGAAGCAGCGUUGGUUUAGACGUUGGAUUCGUUGAUGAUCGUUUAGAAAAUGGUAUAAGAAUUAUGCGUCCGAUAAAGGAUUUAAGUGUACCUGAAGUCAACCUUUACUUGCGUGCAUGUAAUUUAAAAAGUUGUAAGCAAUAUAAUGAAUCAUCACCUGGUACAGCUGACAGUAUACAAGGCAUCACAGAGUCGUUCAUAAAAAAUCUACAAAAAAAUUUCACAUCCACAGUUUCUACAAUAAUACGCACUGGGAACAAAAUUGCAUACAAUAAUUUUUCAAACAUUCACGAUAAAACGGAUGUUGUUAACCAGGACGAAAAUACAAUAUCAUGUGAAAUUUGCUGUUCUUUGCUUUCAGGGGAAUCUAAAACAAUUUCGGCUGUUGAGUUUUCCCGAUUUGUGUCUGAAAGAGGUACAAAAUCUAGUAUAACUGAUUCAGACGAUAAAAUAAAAGAGCUGUCGAGUUUUACCCAAAAACGAAAAGAAAAUAUAUGUCAUAGCUGCAAAAAUAUGCUUCGUGAUAAGGAUAUACUUCCCUUUAUUGGAAAUGUGUAAAUUGCAUAUAUAUAUAGUUAUUCUAUUAAACAUAUAUUUCGUACUAAAUACCUAGAUAUAUUUUUAUACCAGUUACCUAUGUACCUAGGUAAAGUAAGUCAUGCUGGAUGUGUGAGAAAUUAUGAAAAUAUAAUAUAAAGAGUUAACUGUUAUACUAAAAUUGCA